AUGUCCCUCCGCUCUGGCCGUCGGAACGGUGUCCUUGAAGAUGAUCCAGUGGGACCCUAUGCCAUCGAGAAGACGCCUAGGAACGGAGACAAUUCUUCGUUGCCGACCAACAAUCGCGAUAUUUCCCACCGAUAUGUCUUGGGUCUGUUCCGAGUUGACAGCGCCGGCGAGAGUGGUCGUACGGGCUUCCAUCCUCUACACUUCUUCAGGGUCAUCUUCAGAAGCACAUGUACAUUUUCGAUGAUUGUCAAUGUCCUUUGGCCAUUUGUACCCGCUGCGAUUGCCAUCCAUUUCGCUCGACCGGAUCUGCACGUGUGGGUAUUUGCACUCAACUAUAUCGCAAUGGUGCCUUCUGCCAACGUGCUGGGAUUUGCGGGCGGCGAGUUGGCGAAGAAAUUGCCGAAAGUGCUUGGAAUCAUUCUGGAGACGUUCCUCGGUGGAAUCGUCGAGGUGGUUCUCAUCAUGGUCCUGCUGCACAAUCACACUCCGGAUCACCCACUCAUCCCCGUCAUCCAGGCUGCCAUCCUCGGCUCCAUCCUCGCAAACUUGCUUUUGUGUUUGGGCACAUGCUUCUUUAUUGGCGGUCUUACACGCUCCGAGCAGAGUUUUCAUGAAGCUGUGAGCGAGGUGGGCACGGGUCUGCUCCUGGUAGCCGGGUUCGGUCUGCUGAUCCCGAGCGCCUUCUUCUCGACCCUCAAAGGCGCUGUCAAUGAAGAGUUCACCCUGGACAUGCUCCGUAAUGACACACUGACAAUAAGCCGCGCCACGGCCGUCAUUCUCAUUGUGGCCUUCUUGACGUAUCUCGUGUUCAAUCUACACAGCCACAACACGAUCUUCGAUGAGAUUUUCGAAAAGGAUGAGGAGCAGGACGAGGAUGGACACCUGGAGCAACUGCGGAAGAAGCUCACCUUCCUCGAGUGCAUUAUUGCCAUCCUCAUCUCGCUCACUUGUGUCACUCUGUCUGCUGUGUUCCUGGUGCAAGAGAUCGAGCCCAUUGUCGAGCAAGGUGUCUCUGACACCUUCAUGGGUCUGAUCUUAGUCCCUCUUGUCGAAAAGGCCGCGGAACAUUUGACCGCGGUCGACGAGGCGUGGGACAACCAGAUCAACUUCGCCCUUUUCCACUGCCUGGCACCGUCCAUUCUGACUGCUCUUCUGAACGCGCCGCUGGCCGUGAUUGUGGGCUGGGGCCUCGACAAGCCCAUGGACCUCAAUUUUGAGAUUUUCAUGGUCAUUCUACUGGUGCUGUCCAUCCUGGUCGUGGGGAACUUUUUGCGGGAUGGCAAGUCCAAUUAUCUGGAGGGAACACUGUGUGUGCUCGUGUAUGUGAUUAUUGCAGUGACUUCAUGGUACUACCCUGGUGCGCAUAUCACUUCGACGAACGGGGAUUUGCCACAAACCACUCACGGCAAAUGA
Molecule: messenger RNA, 1413 nt
Organism: Penicillium diatomitis
Lineage: Eukaryota; Fungi; Ascomycota; Eurotiomycetes; Eurotiales; Aspergillaceae
Product: hydrogen/calcium exchanger domain-containing protein
Exons: 2
Coding region: 1-1413 (470 amino acids)
Biological process (GO): intracellular calcium ion homeostasis; calcium ion transmembrane transport
Cellular component (GO): fungal-type vacuole membrane
Molecular function (GO): calcium:proton antiporter activity
Source: RefSeq, a predicted model, not a curated record